UACAUAUUGAAAACUACAAUUUAUUCUACAUAAAAGAUGUCUCUACGAUUGCGGUUAAUAGGUCCAUAUGUGUCCGAAGGACUGCGGGCUGCAGCGAUCAUGAGCGCUGGUGAUAUUCUGGCACAGACAGUGGUGGAGAAAAAACAAAUGAAAGAUAUCGAUGUGAUUCGCACCAUGAAAUAUGGAUCAUUGGGAAUGUUAUUUGUUGGGCCCGUAUUAAAAUAUUGGUUUGGACUACUGGAUCGGACCAUAAGAGGAAAGCAGGGUAGUGUCUCACGUACAUUGAAAAAGAUGGCAGUUGAUCAGACCAUAAUGGCUCCAGCAUUAAACUUUACCAUUGCCGGAUUAGUGGGACUCAUCAACAGUGAAGAGCCACGACAGAUUAUGGAACGCAUUAAAGUCCAAUAUCCGGAUAUAAUGAAAACAAAUUAUAUGAUAUGGCCAGCUGUUCAAAUUAUAAACUUUGGCCUGGUGCCACUCAGAUACCAAGUAGUGUUUGUACAAACGAUAGCUGUGUUUUGGAAUUGUUUCGUUUCUCAAAUGCUUAAUGAAAAGUUAAGUAAAUCUCUGGAUGAAGUUGCUGAAGAACAAACAUCAACAAGUCUACAAAGUAAUUGAGCUGUGAUAUAUGGAUAGAUUGGGAGUUAGUUGCAGAUUUAUAUUUUAAAUACAAAAACUUUUUAGUUGAUUAAGUAUAACUAUUUCUUACACCAUUGUCGAUUA
Stomoxys calcitrans (stable fly) is the source of this 723-nucleotide messenger RNA. It is a transcript of the gene Mpv17, whose product is annotated as mpv17-like protein. Lineage: Eukaryota; Metazoa; Arthropoda; Insecta; Diptera; Muscidae. The transcript has a single exon. Bases 37 to 618 code for a protein of 193 amino acids. Gene Ontology annotation, cellular component: membrane; cytoplasm. The record is from RefSeq and is a predicted model, not a curated record.